AUGAGAAGAGAAGAGAUAUUUAUGAUAUUGAAAUUAUCUCUGUUGGUUUUCAUUGAUGAUUUUGGUAAAAAAAAUAAUUUUGUUCUUUUUUCAAAUGUAGUGUACCUAUUCAAACCAGAUAGUCCUAACCCUUUGUUUGUCAAGAAGAAUGUAUCUGAAAAACCUGUUUUGAGUUCACUGUUUGUACCAAAGAAGGUGAAAAAUGGCACCAAUGAAAUAAAACGGAGUUCUCUCGAAAAUUCUCAGCUAUACUUUUUUAAUGAAGACCAGUGUCUUCUUACUAUGACAGAUAACCAUGAUGAUGACUUUGACAGUAAUUUAGAAAAGAUCAAAAUGAAGAGGACCUUGCCUAUGACACCGUUUGGUUUCUUACAAGCACAGCAAAAAGCAUCAGGUGUCAAAGAAAUUGAACAAGUACCUCUUGUUAUUCAAACUACAGAUUCAGCAAAAGUAUGUAUUUUUUUUUUUUUUACUGGAUAAU
This is a messenger RNA of Parasteatoda tepidariorum (common house spider), 481 nucleotides long. NCBI's taxonomy places the organism in Eukaryota, Metazoa, Arthropoda, Arachnida, Araneae, Theridiidae. The record is from RefSeq and is a predicted model, not a curated record.